AUUAAAUGUCAAAUGUUUGUUUACCUUUGUAACGCGUGUUUGUUUUUUGGUUGAAAUAUCAAACUAAGAAUUGAUUAAGAUAUUUAUGAACAUUACAAAAAAUACAAGAAAUAUGCCAGCGGUAAAGCAGGAGCUAAAAAUUGAGGACAAACUCCAAGACAUAAAUCAAACUCUCUUAAAAUUAACAUCAGAACCAGACCUAUAUCUCAUAGCGCAGCCUAAAAAAUGCAAGGACAUACGGAAAAUGUUGCAGCAGUUGUAUGGUAUCACGAUAGAAAGUGAUAUCAAGCAACUCGGGAACCCGGAAAUUUUGCCUGAUUUGGUGGUAGAUGAUAUGGAUGAAGAACAAAUAUGGCAACAGUUGGAGCUGCGAAAUAGUGCUGUUCUGAAUGAGUUGAUAAAUACAACAGCAAACUUAAUGGCGCUGCGGGAACAGAAAUUAGAAAUAAGACUAAAAGAGGACGAUGAAUCGAACGCAGAGGAAGAGGAGGAUGAAGAUCCAAACGAAAUGGAAGGGCAUAAUGAUGAAAUGGAUCAAGAUAUAGAAGAGAGUGCUAGUGAAGAGGAAAAUGGUGACGAAGAAGAAGACGACGAAGAAGAGGAAGAUUUGUUUAAAUCUAAAAAGCAUAAUGCAAGGAAAUUGGAACGUACUUCCGUUGUUGAUGACAAGUUUUUUAAACUUGAUGAAAUGGAGGCUUUUCUUGAAGCCGAAGAGGCUAAAGAGGCCAGGAAGGAAAAGGGAACGUUUUUGGCAACUGAUGAUGACGGAAUUGAUUACUUCGACGAAGACUUGGGAGAAGAAGCAGAGGACGAUUCUGAUGACGAAUCCAAUCCUAAUUACAAAGAUUUCUUUGACGAUGAAGGUGAAGAAUAUGAAGAAAAAGAGACACCUAAAUAUAGAAAAAAAGAAAAAGAUCACUUUGAUGAAAAUCUGGAAGAAGGAGAUGAGUUAGAACUAGAUGAGAAUGAAAAUGAUGAAGAAGAAAGUGGUGAUGAAAAUGAUUUUAAUGAGAGUCACGAGGAAUUUGAUGACGAAAACAUAAACAAGCAAGACAAACUGUCAUUUGGGCCAGCCGAUUCGGAUACGGGAGAUUCUGAUUCCGACGUAGAAACGAAGGAAGAAGGUCCAAAAUCCUCAUUUGAAGUAAGGCAAGAGCGACUGGAGCAACGCAUACGCGACUAUGAGGAAGAAGUUUUAGGUGAAAAGCCUUGGCAAUUAAAGGGCGAAGUUCAAGCGACAAAUCGUCCACAGAAUUCCUUGCUUGAAGAAGUUUUAGAAUUUGAAUCGACUGUGAGACCCGCUCCCAUUAUUACUGAAGAAACCACUCGCCGUCUGGAGGAUAUAAUUAAACAGCGAAUCAAAGAUAAAGCUUGGGAUGAUGUCGAGCGUACUGUUAAACCAAUACAUACACCACAGGAGUAUCGGAAACAAUUAGUUUUAGAUCAAGAGAAAUCUAAGGAAUCACUAGCUCAUAUUUAUGAAAAAGAAUAUCAACAAGAACUGGAAAAACUCAAUCCCAGUCAAGGAGAUAACACAUCGGAGGAACCUAAGGAGCACAAAGAAAUUCGUAACAUGAUGAGAGAUUUAUUUGUUAAACUCGAUGCCCUUUCCAAUUUUCAUUUCACACCAAAACCUGUUGCGCCAGAACCGAAAAUUAUUACCAAUACUCCCGCUGUGGCUAUGGAAGAAGUCGCGCCAGUGGCGGUUAGUGAUGCCAAACUAUUGGCACCUGAAGAAGUUUUCCGUGGUCCCAAACAUGAACUAGUUGGCAAAUCUGAGCGUAGUAAGACUGAUAAGAAUCGUGCUUUACGUAAGAAGAAAUCUAAGCAGAAGGCCAUUCACCAUGCCCUCGAAGCCAGAGAUUUACAAAAGCAAAAAAUGGGCAUACCAUUGUCAAAGAAGGAGGAAAGUGCAAAAUUAAUGAAGAAGUUGACAAAACAACGAAAUGUGGAAAAGGUCACCGCCAGCAACGAUCAUGGGGCUUUGAAAUCUUCAAAGGCAUUCUUCUCUAAACUGCAGGAUCAGUCGGCAGCCAACAAUGGAUCCACAAAAGCAAACAAAAAGAAACAGGAUGCCAAAACUCAAUCAGCUAAAAAAUUAAAGCUGUAGUUAUAUUGUCAUAAUAACGUUGUUUCUUUAUUUGUUAAUUUAAGAAAGCCUAAUAAAAUUAAAUACUUGUAUAUUUUAUAUAUAACAUAAAAAAAUAACUAAAAAUAAUGUUAGCAAUGUGAAAAAAAACCCACGGCAAUGCAUAAUGAUAGGGCUCAUUAU
Molecule: messenger RNA, 2272 nt
Organism: Musca domestica (house fly)
Lineage: Eukaryota; Metazoa; Arthropoda; Insecta; Diptera; Muscidae
Product: U3 small nucleolar ribonucleoprotein protein MPP10
Exons: 3
Coding region: 86-2110 (674 amino acids)
Biological process (GO): rRNA processing
Cellular component (GO): sno(s)RNA-containing ribonucleoprotein complex; Mpp10 complex; small-subunit processome
Source: RefSeq, a predicted model, not a curated record